AUGCUGGGCAAAGACUACAUGCUGGCCAUCGUCCUCGUCAACUGUGACGACAACCUCUGGAGUGACCAGAGCUUGGAGACAGACCCCGACCUCCCCCCAGGCUGGAGAAAGAUCCGUGACUCUCUGGGUACCUACUACUGGCAUGUACCGACCGGAACGACGCAGUGGCAGCACCCUGCACACACCACGGGCCCAGAAAGGGGCCCAGAGGCUGAUGGAGAGGAAAUGCUCCAGGGAACGGACUGCAAGGGCCCUGGGGUGAAGCACUCAGCAAAGGACAGGCCCAUUGCCAGCCCCAUGGCUUCACUCUCACGGAGGACCUCGCUGACCUGGCACAGAGACGAUUCCCAGCCCAGCGCAGAACUCGGCUCCAAGUGCUUCGCUGUGCGCUCGCUCGGCUGGGUGGAGAUCCCCGAGGAGGACCUGGCACCUGGCAAGAGCAGCAUCGCUGUCAACAACUGCAUCCAGCAGCUCUCCAAUGGCAAGGGCCAGGGCUCUGCAGAGAACAGGGGUGAGGGCCAGGACCUGGUGAUGAUCCUGAAGAAGGACACCAUGAGCCUGGUGGACCCUCUCGACCACAGCCUCGUCCACCGCCAGCCCAUCCUCAACAUCCGUGUCUGGGGCGUUGGCUGCAACAACGGCAGGGACAGAGACUUCGCCUUCGUGGCUAGUGACAAGGACACCUGCGUCCUCAAGUGUCACGUCUUCCACUGCAAUGUGCCUGCCAAGGGCAUUGCCAAGGCCCUGCAUGAGAUGUGCUCCAAGAUUGUUGCCGAGCAAGCCGUAGCCAGCAACAGGCUGCCACGCGCCGACACGCUGGGGCCUGUCUCCACCGAGGACCUGCCACUGCAAGUGGAUAUCCUGGAAGCGGUGAGGCAGUCGAUGCAGACCUACGAGGCGCUGUACAUUGGCAGCCUGCCCGUGCCCAGAGCCAUGGGGAUGGACGUGCUGAACGAGGCCAUCGAGAAGCUGACGAGGGGCCCCGGGAGGGAAUGCUGGACGCCCUCCCUCAUCCGUGUGUCCGACACGGCCAUGAGGGUGCACCCCGCGCAGGUGGGCAGGAGGACAGCACGGGGGGCUCCGGCAGAGACUAGCAGUCGGCUGCCGCCGCGGUGGGAUGGGCAGCCCCUGCGGGACUGGGGAGUGGCAGGGCUGCCCGGGGCCUGGCCAGGGGCAGAUGGGCCCACGGGGUCCCCGCCGCAGGAGGAGGAAGCAGCACACAUCUGGGAGUGCCAGGUGCGGUACGUGACCUUCCUGGGAGUGGGCCGCGACGCUCACACCUUCGCGCUCAUCGUGGACACGGGGCGACGCUUCCAGUGCGCGGCCUUCUGGUGCGAGCCCGACGCCGGCACCAUCUCGGAGGCGGUGCAGGCAGCCUGCAUGGUGCAGUACCAGAAGUGUCUGGUGGCCGCUGCGCCGGGCGCUAAGGCGAAGGGUGCGAAGGGUACGACAGGCCGGGACCGGCCCGGGCCGGCGGCCUCGGGGGACGCCGCCGGAGGGGCGGACAAGGCGGGCGGGGGCAGGGGCGGGGCGGCGGCGGCCACCGCCCGCAAGCGGGGCCUCUUCUCCUUCCUGGAGGCGUUCCGCCUCCGGCGAGCCCUCCUGCACAGCCCAUAG
Colius striatus (speckled mousebird) is the source of this 1617-nucleotide messenger RNA. RefSeq names its product amyloid beta precursor protein binding family B member 3 (gene APBB3). NCBI's taxonomy places the organism in Eukaryota, Metazoa, Chordata, Aves, Coliiformes, Coliidae. Gene Ontology annotation, molecular function: transcription factor binding; amyloid-beta binding. The record is from RefSeq and is a predicted model, not a curated record. Gene Ontology annotation, cellular component: nucleus; cytoplasm. Gene Ontology annotation, biological process: regulation of DNA-templated transcription.